GGUAGAUAACACACACACUGGGAAUCUGUCAUGAAGGGCUCCCAGGAAUAAUUUAGUAAUCAACAUGAAGUACAAGCCGAACUUCUGGCUCUGUGUUAUCACAAUACUCAGCCUGUGGCUGGCUUUGCUGCUGCUACACUGCUGCAAGAUACGAGUAGAGAUAUUUCAUGUGGUAGCCUUUAAUAGUCUUUGGGAGCCUCCUACAAUCCUGUAUAAGCUGGAUGUUAGUUGGCCCAGAAAUCCUGGACUGUUUACUGGUACAGCUUAUGGAGUUGCUGUUGACCCAUUAAAUUCAUUAAUUUAUGUAGCUCAGAGAGGGGACAAUGUGUCCAAAGUCCUAGUGUUUACAGAAGAUGGAUAUUUUAAAGAACACUGGAAUACAAAAACAAUUGAGAUGCCUCAUGGUAUAUUUGCAGUCAACAUAGCUAAUGAACAUUCUAUAUGGAUAACUGAUGUUGGGCAAGGAGAUUAUGGGCACACAGUAAAACAAUAUUCUCCUUCUGGAAGUCUUCUUCAAGUCCUUGGCAUGGGUGGUAAAUCUGGUUCCAGUAUAAAUCCACUUCAGUUUGAUCAACCUGCAGAAAUAUUUGUUGAAAGAACUGGGGAGGUAUAUAUUGUGGAUGGGGAUGGUGGACUUAACAACAGAAUUCUCAAGCUUCACAAAGAUUUAGGGCUUCUGUGGACUAUGGGUGGCAACGGCACAAAUCCUGGGCAGUUCUAUAUACCGCACAGUGUGACUGUGGAUGACUUUGCACGUGUUUGGGUGGCAGACAGAGGAAACAAAAGGAUUCAGGUGUUUGACAAAGACACAGGAGAAUGGAUUGGAAUGUGGACUUCCUGCUUCACGGAAGAUGGCCCUUAUUCUGUCAGGCUUACGGCUGACAAGAAGUAUAUUGUUGUGGCUCAGCUGAAUAUAAGUCGAGUGAUAUUCUUAGCUUUACCGCCAGUUGGGAAUAUAGGAGACUGUCACAUUGUAAGCAGCAUUCAAAUGGCAGAAGGAGUCCGACCACAUCUUGUAGACGUCAAUGUAAAAACUGGAUCUGUUUACGUUGCUGAAAUUGGUGCUCAACAAGUGCAGAAAUAUGUGCCAUAUAAACGAGGGGACAUUAAAACUGCUCUUAUUACAUAAUCAUAUUUUUUUAUUUAUUUUUAUAACUAAAUCAAAAGUAAUCGAAAUGAUAUCUCUCUGGUUCAGAAAUUUGUAACUGCUGCUGCGUGUUUGGAAUUAAUCUUACAACUUCUGCCUCUUUUGGAGACUGGUAGUCAGUGUUUUGUUGGAGCAAAACAUGCAGAUAGAAUGUUGUUAUACUGCAUAUACAAAAGCUUGUGAAAUUGAAUUUUACUUUUUACAUUAUGAUUUUCUGGAUGCCAAAUCUGAUGUUCAUCCAUCGUUGUCGAUGAAGACCUCAACAUAUCAUUAGUUUGUUAACCAGGCUCUCUGUGUCCGAAGGAUACCUAUCAGUCCGAUUUGGGCGUGGAAUGUCCUGUCGGACAGCUCUGUACUUGCGCAGCUCACACUUUCCUUUAGUCUCAGCAGUACGCCUUGCCUUAAAGAUAUUACUGCCUGUGUAAAUGAGGUUGUGCCAUGCUGGACAAUUCAGUGCCAUUGUUUUGUUAGAGCGACACAAGCACAGAAUGUUAUACUUUAUUUACAAAAGAUUGUGAGUGACAUUACAUUAUACUUGUUACAUUAUGAUUUUUUGGAAACCAAAUCUAACAACAAAGGAAAACCCAUUAUACCAGUUUCCAAAGAGUUCCUAGUAGAGAUUGUUUUAUGGUGUUUACAUAAAUAUUUGACGCAUUUAAAUACUGCACAACAAAGCUUACAGAGUAAAGUAUAAUCUAUUUAUUAUAAGAAUAGCAAAAUAAAAUUUGUAUUUAAAUUGCAAAGAAAUUAUAAUUUUCUGAAAAUUUAUAUAAUUCUGGUGGAAAUAUAUUUACUUACAAUAUUAGUUUAAUAAACUUCAAAAUAGAAAUAAAAAAAAGUUCUGCUUUAACCCCUUAA
This is a messenger RNA of Bombina bombina (fire-bellied toad), 2005 nucleotides long. It is a transcript of the gene NHLRC3, whose product is annotated as NHL repeat containing 3. The record is from RefSeq and is a predicted model, not a curated record. The transcript is spliced from 8 exons. NCBI's taxonomy places the organism in Eukaryota, Metazoa, Chordata, Amphibia, Anura, Bombinatoridae. The coding region runs from base 65 to 1129 and encodes 354 amino acids. Gene Ontology annotation, cellular component: extracellular region. Gene Ontology annotation, molecular function: protein binding.